This is a messenger RNA of Cotesia glomerata, 1601 nucleotides long. RefSeq lists its product as uncharacterized. The record is from RefSeq and is a predicted model, not a curated record. The coding region runs from base 163 to 1383 and encodes 406 amino acids. NCBI's taxonomy places the organism in Eukaryota, Metazoa, Arthropoda, Insecta, Hymenoptera, Braconidae. The transcript has 5 exons.
CAAGCUGGAAUUGCCGGAGAAAAAAUACCAGUGCAGAAUGUGCUGAGUAUAAAUAAGAGACGGUUCGCUAUCCGUUCGCUUUCAAUAUUAAAUCUUCACUUUAGCUGGUUGGAUUGUUCAAUUUUAUAUUUAUUUCAGUUCAUUUAAAGAAAUAAAUAAAAAAUGUCUGUACCAGCGUGGUUAUCAGCGCCGUUUAUAGAAAAAGCAUUACGCCGGUCUGAAAAUGACGAUUCAAUUUGUAUCGUUGAUUGUUCGAUUAAACCGGCAACAAAUAAAGGUGACAAUUAUACAAGUGACAUGCACCGAGUUACUGUUGAGUACAGGCAUAAUCAAGGAGCCAAAGCUAUCACGGAAAAAAUUUCCAUUAUUGUCAAAGUAGCUCCGACUGCGGAAGGUAUUCAUAAGGAUUUAAUUGCAGAAGCUGGACUUUUUGGUGUUGAAAUAAAAAUGAUGACCACGACGUUAAAAGAAAUGCAAUUGAUAUUGAAAGACAAAAAAUUAAGCGGAAGGUGUCUGUACACUCAGGAAAAAGAUCCACCGCUUUUGAUAAUCGAAGACUUGGCUCCUCUCGGUUUUCGAAUGGCUGACCGUCAAGCUGGCCUUGAUCUGCACCAUUGCAUACUCGCAUUACGGGGAUUAGCCAAAUUUCACGCAAGUUCUGUUGCAGUUUAUGAAAAAACGCCAAAGUACAAAGAAACAUAUGUAAAAGGAAUAUUCAAUACUGGGAACCCACCAGACAUGAUAAGAUUCUUCACAAGUGGAAUGAAGUCCCUAGCGAAGGCCGUAAAGUCUUGGCCGGAAUUGGACGACACCUAUGCCGAUAAAUUGGACAAAUUAGCGGAUACCGCAUACGAGCGGGCAUCUGAGUCUCGAAUCCCAGACGAAACUGAAUUCAAUGUCAUAAACCACGGAGAUUUUUGGGUCAACAACAUGCUCUUCAAGUACAAUGAUGAUGGCAAGGUUAUCGACCAUAUUUUCGUUGAUUUUCAACUAUGUGUCUACGGCUCGCCAGCAGUCGACUUGGCCUACUUUUUCAACACGAGUCCUUCCGAAGAAGUUUUGUCAAAGCAUACAGACAACCUGAUUGAGGAGUACGUAAAAGUCCUGUCAGAAACGAUGAAGAAAAUAGGUUGCAAAAGAUCUCCCCCCAGUAUUGCCGACAUAAAAAAAUCAUUGGCCAAAAGAGACGUGUAUGGUUUUGUAGCAGCAUGCACAAUUCUGCCCAUCGUUCUGAUUGACAAAAGUCAGGCCCAAAAUAUCGAAGAAAUAAUGGGACAAGACGACGGAGAGUUCAAUAACAAAUCUUAUGAAAAUCCGAUCUACAAAAAAACCAUGCUCAGAAGAUUGCCCCAGUGGAAAGUUGCUGGACUGCUUGAAGCUUAAUUAAUUACCGUUUUAUUUAUUGCUGUAGAUAUUUAUUGUGAAUUAGUGAAUUUGCACUGUAUUAUUAAGAUUGAUUGAUGAUUAAUUUAUGCACGAAAAAUGCUAUUUUUGAGUCGAGAAGAUAUCGAAGUUUUUCAAAUUUCAAAUUUCUGUUGAUCUCAAAUGAAGAAUAAAUUUUUGUUUAAAUUAUUGUUUUGUGAAAUAAAAAUUUAUGAAUU